Molecule: messenger RNA, 375 nt
Organism: Serendipita indica DSM 11827
Lineage: Eukaryota; Fungi; Basidiomycota; Agaricomycetes; Sebacinales; Serendipitaceae
Source: the annotation of a GenBank genome assembly
AUGUCCGACGUUCUCAACGACUUUGGCUUCACUAACACGCAGAUUACAAUAAUCGCCCUCGCAUUCACCACAAGUGCCUAUCCUGCUCCAACUACGCCGUCCAGAGGCGUCGACCACGAAUAUCACAAUGCUCGCUAUGCUGAUGCGGUUUUCGCAAACUGUGGUCUCCCCGCUGCCGACUUGGAGCGCAGACGCGGAAUUUUGCGUGCCUUACUCGCUUCUCCAUCCUGGCUCCUGCAACUGGCUCCUGUCACGGUCGAGCAAGUUCAGGACUUUGUGCUCCGCACUCGUCGAGGACGUCGGAUGUGCUGUUUUUGUCGGGCAGAGGGCUCUCGUGCCGCCAUUCUCGAGUGUGCCCGGCAGCACGUGGCCUAA